UGCGCGGCCGCGACGCCCGACGCCGGCGGGGCAGCGGCACUCUGGGCUCCGCGCUGCCGGUGGUAUCUGGCGCGAACCCACGAGGCUCCGGUCCGUUCGGCGCAGGUAGGCGUCGUCCCGCUUGCACCGCCGACUGGGCCCCUCUUGGAUGUGGGAGCGGCGCGCCCUGGCGUUGCGUUUUCUCAACGGUGCCCGAGGCGUUGGCCCUCGCUGCCGCGGGCGGACGAUGGGAGAUUAAGAUGGUUCAUGCGAAAUAGGUAUUUUUACAUGGUAUUAACGGAGCUAGCUCAACUGGGACAAGCUAGGAAAACUAGUUGGUUUCUGCUAUUUCUCCAAAGACACCUGAUGACUGUCCUUUAUACUGAAGUUUGGUUAAGGAGGCACUUAGAGGACAGAAAUUGUUGGUAAUGAUGAAAGAUAGAAGGAUUUAUUCUUUCAGAAAAAAAAAAAAAUUCCUGGGCUGUGACCUGUUUAGACUGAAGUGGACCCAUUAAAGGUGUUUAGAAAUGUAUCUCAGUUGAUCAAGAUUUGGAUCACAGAACUUUCUGAGGAUCCAUGGAUGUGUUUGUUUGCCAUCACUCUGGAGAUCAGUGCCUGCCAUACUCCCUCAACUGGAGCACUUUGGGAAGAGGUACUGAUCUAGACUGCUGGAAUCAUCAUCCUCAGGCAGAAAAUCACAGGAGGAACGGUGUGGAGUGCUGGCAGCCCCUUCAUGUUGCUCAACACAGAAAGGCUCAUGUAGUUCAUGACAGGGAGCAUCUGAAAGGCUGGGACUCAUGGGAUGAGUGUUUCCUGAAGUGCCAGAUUCUUAGACUCUGCAAGUAAAGACAACCUCAUGUUCACAGUAUACCAUGGCUUCAUCAUCAAGGUCCAAGAUGCUGUUGCAGUGGGAGUGCCCUCCUCUUGGUCAAUGCUUUAGUGGAGUUUUCUGCUGAAGCACUGGCUUUCCUGCAUGGCCUCUCUUCAUUCUGUUUCCUGUCAUCGCAGCAGCCUCACUACUGGGAGAAGAACCAGCUCAAAGCUGAAGUCCAUGAAGUUGCUUGAGGUUCUGAAUGCUCUGGAGCAGGAGGAGUCUGGCCAGAGUAGGGAGGAGAUCUUCAUUGCACCACCCAACAAUGCUUCAGGGGACUUCACUGAUGAGGACUCGGGUGAUGAAGAUGGCCGGCGAGGAACCCACCUGCCUGGCAAUGUGCUGCAUGCCUUUGUUGUGCCUGAGGACUCUGGCACUGGGGAGGAUGAUGAUGACCUGCAGCUGCAGCCAGCCAUGAAGAAGCAAAAGGCAGUAGUGGAACCUCAACAUGUUUGGACCAAAAGAGAUAUCUGCCCGGACUUCACCAGUUGGACAGCAUCAGAUCCUCAUAUGGAGGAUCUCAAAAGCCAGGAACUGAGUCCUGUAGGCCUCUUUGAAUUGUUUUUUGAUGAAGGAACAAUUAAUUUCAUUGUUAAUGAAACCAAUCGUUAUGCUUGGCAGAAGAAUGUCAACCUGGGUCUCACAGCCCAGGAAUUGAAGUGUGUUUUGGGCAUUUUGAUAUUAAGUGGGUAUAUCUCCUAUCCAAGGAGAAGGAUGUUUUGGGAAACAUCCCCUGAUUCACAUCAUCAUCUUGUGGCUGAUGCAAUCAGAAGGGACAGAUUUGAACUGAUCUUCUCAUACCUGCAUUUUGCAGAUAACAAUGAGCUUGAUGAAAGUGAUAGGUUUGCCAAGGUGAGGCCUCUCAUUGUCCGCAUGAACUACAAUUUCCAGAAGCAUGCACCCUUGGAAGAGUUCUACAGCUUUGGCGAGUCUAUGUGUGAGUACUUUGGACACCGGGGGUCCAAGCAUCUGCCUGCGGGGAAACCUGUGCGGCUGGGCUACAAGAUCUGGUGUGGAACGACCAGCAGGGGCUAUUUGGUGUGGUUCGAGCCCUCACAGGGCACACUGUUCACUAAGCCAGACAGGGGCCUGGACCUAGGAGGCAGUAUGGUGGUGAAAUUUGUGGAUGCACUUCAGACACGUGGGUGUCUGCCAUACCACAUCUUUUUUGACAAGGUUUUUACAAGUGUCAAAUUGAUGUCCAUUUUAAGGAAGAAAGGAGUGAAGGCCACAGGAACUGUUCGUGAGUACAGAACUGAACGAUGUCCCCUUAAAGAUCCCAAAGAACUGAAGAGAAUGAAGAGGGGUUCGUUCGAUUACAAAGUUGAUGAGAGUGAGGAGAUCAUCGUGUGCCGCUGGCAUGAUAGCAGUGUGGUCAACAUCUGCUCCAACGCUGUGGGCAUAGAGCCAGUGGGGCUGACCAACCAUCACUCGGGAGCAGCCAAGACGCAGGCCCAGGUUCAUCAGCCAUCCCUGCUGAGGCUGUACCAGGAGAAGGUCGGGGGUGUCGGCCGCAUGGACCAGAAUAUCGCCAAGUACAAGGUGAAGAUCCGGGGUAUGAAGUGGUACUCGAGUUUCAUUGGCUAUGUUAUUGACGCUGCUCUUAACAAUGCAUGGCAGCUGCACAGGAUAUGCUGCCAUGAUGCCCAGGUGGACCUUCUGGCCUUCCGGAGAUACGUGGCCUGCGUGUACCUAGAGAGCAACGCAGAUACAUCAUCCCAAGGGAGGAGAAGCAGGCGGCUGGAAACUGAGAGCCGCUUUGACAUGAUUGGGCACUGGAUCAUCCACCAGGACAAGAGGACCCGGUGUGCCCUGUGCCACUCACAGACCAACACCCGCUGUGAGAAGUGCCAGAAGGGCGUCCAUGCCAAGUGCUUCAGGGCGUACCACAUCCGGUAAUGCAUCCUGGGCAGAGGGAGCCCCCUGGAUGCUUGGUUUGUUAUGAGAUGUUUACAGCUAAUUACAUAUAGCAUUUGGGGCAUUUGUGUGUUGUGUUGACAAAAAGAGACGUGAAUCCCUGAUUUGGUUUUGUAUUUUUCCUCGUCUUCAUUACAGUUAUCUUUUUAUCAUCUUCUAU
Mesoplodon densirostris (Blainville's beaked whale) is the source of this 2927-nucleotide messenger RNA. It is a transcript of the gene PGBD2, whose product is annotated as piggyBac transposable element derived 2. Lineage: Eukaryota; Metazoa; Chordata; Mammalia; Artiodactyla; Ziphiidae. Bases 953 to 2749 code for a protein of 598 amino acids. The transcript has 5 exons. The record is from RefSeq and is a predicted model, not a curated record. Gene Ontology annotation, molecular function: sequence-specific DNA binding.